This is a messenger RNA of Heterotrigona itama, 991 nucleotides long. Lineage: Eukaryota; Metazoa; Arthropoda; Insecta; Hymenoptera; Apidae. The record is from the annotation of a GenBank genome assembly.
AUGGAACAGUGCUCUCGAUACGAAACAGCUGAUUAUUCAAUCAAAAUUUCGUUGUUAAAGUGCGAAGUACAGUUAUCUCGGAUUCAACGUACAUGUACAGUUCGAUUGAUGGUAUCUUAGUGGAAAAUAUGCAUGACAUUCCAUAUGUAAGGCCCAAAGAUUUAACACCUGAAAUUACAGCAAUGAUGACCAGGAUUUGCACAGAAAUAAGAAAAAUAUUACCUGAAAAUAUACCUUGUGGUAUACAGAUUUUAGCUGGAUGUAACAAAGAAGCAAUAGCUGUGGCAAAGGCAGCAAAUUUUCAAUUUAUUAGAGCAGAAGGAUUUGUUUUCUCUCAUAUUGCUGAUGAGGGCUUUACAGAUGCAUGUGCUGGCACUUUGUUGAGAUACAGAAAACAGAUUGACGCAGAUGAUAUUCUUAUUUUUGCUGAUAUUAAAAAGAAGCAUAGUUCACAUGCAAUCACUUCUGAUGUAAGUUUAUCAGAGGCAGUAAAAGCAGCAAAAUUUUUCUUAGCUGAUGGAAUAAUACUGACAGGGGCCGCCACUGGUGAUCCAGCUAAUGUUUCAGAAUUUACAGAGAUUAAACAAACCAUUGAAAUACCUGUUCUUAUUGGCUCUGGUAUUACAAAAAACAAUAUAAAAGAUUAUUUAACAUCUGACGCAGUAAUUGUUGGAUCACAUUUUAAAGUUGGUGGAACUUGGGAAAAUAAAGUUGAUAAAGAGAAAGUGAAGAAUUUAAUAGGGAAGUUAAAAAUGUUACAGGAGACGCACUAAUAUUUACUUUUAAGAAAAUCAGAUUUUUUUAAAUACCAUUUUUGUAUUCAUUUGUAAUUAUAAUUAAAGAUAUACUGUGUGUUUUCUAGAAUUUUUUACGUUUCUUAUUAUUGCUAAACCGAGUUGAUAGUUAAUUAAAAAUUGUAAAAUGAUUGAAAAAAUCAAUUACAAUCGUCAGUUUCAUGGAACCUGUCCUCUAUAGUACAUGAAUAAACUUU